UUUAUUUGCUUGUAGCUAUGGCGACUAUAUCUGCGACAACCACCUUAGGCGUUUGGGGAUUUAUUUUGUUGACACUUGUAUCCAUUGGCAACAGUGAGAUCCUGCCUCAAGCGGACUUUAACGUUCAAGGGAUGUCUGGUAACUGGUACCUGAUUGGCUUCGCCACUAACGCUCCCUGGUUUGUGGCCCGUAAGAAAAUCAUGAAGAUGGGAACCGUCCAGAUGACGCCAACGCCCAGCGGAGGGCUGACCAUAGACCACUCCAGUGUCAAGUAAGACAGACCACUCCAGUGUCAAGUAAGGCCUCAUGCAGACGAAGUCUAGUUUGCCUGAACCCGGGGAGAACCGUCUCCGGAUAGCCCUAUCGUGCAGACGAACUAUCCACAUGUAGGUAGAGCAGCACACUAUCCCAAUACAAACAACUAAGCACAGUGGAAAAGUGUAAGUCACGAAAAGGAGCCACGUCAUACAUUUAGUCCACUCCAGUGUCAAGUAAGAUAGACCACUCACUCCAGUGUCAAGUAAGAUAGACCACUCCAGUGUCAAGUAAGAUAGACCAGACGUGUGUCAAGUCGGGGUUUCAAGUCUCUUAUAAUGUGUCCCUGCAUCCCACUGUGUUGAAUUAAACAC
Messenger RNA from Clupea harengus (Atlantic herring), 629 nucleotides. RefSeq names its product lipocalin-like. The record is from RefSeq and is a predicted model, not a curated record. The transcript is spliced from 2 exons. The coding region runs from base 18 to 275 and encodes 85 amino acids. NCBI's taxonomy places the organism in Eukaryota, Metazoa, Chordata, Actinopteri, Clupeiformes, Clupeidae. Gene Ontology annotation, molecular function: small molecule binding.